UGGGCGCGCGGGGAGCAGCGCAGCGCUGCGCCCAUGGCGGCCGGGCCCGGCGCCGCGCUCUGCCGCCUGCAGUACCUGGACGACAGCGACCCCUUCUCGUGCGCCAGCUUCCCGGAGCCGCGCCGCGCGCCCGUCCACCCGCUGCCGGAGGCGCUGCCGCUGGGCGCGCAGCUGCCCGCCCUGCACCGCCUGCUGGGCGCGCCCCUGCCGCUGGCGGACUGUACGCUGCAGGUCUCACCAUCUGGACAGUACCUGGAUCUUGAUCUGUCCCUGCUGGAGCAGAAAGAUGAGCUGGAAGGAUUCUACGAGGAGAUCAGCAAAGGGCGGCGGCCAACUCUGAUCCUGCGCACGCAGCUCUCCGUCCGAGUCCAUGCCAUCCUCGAGAAGCUGUACAACUCCCAAGGGCCGGAGCUGAGGCGCUCCCUCUUCUCCCUCAAGCAGCUCUUUCAGGAGGAUAAAGACCUGGUGCCAGAGUUCGUGAACUUGGAGGGGCUGAUAUGCUUGAUCAAAGUGGGAGCCGAGGCCGACCAGAACUACCAGAACUACAUCCUGCGAGCGCUGAGCCAGAUAAUGUUGUUCGUGGACGGGAUGUUGGGCGUGAUCGCGCACAACGAGACCGUGCAGUGGCUCUACACGCUCUGCGGGAGCAUGUACCGCCUGGUGGUGAAAAUGGCGCUGAAGCUGCUGCUGGUGUUUGUGGAGUACACGGAGUCCAAUGCCCAGCUCCUCAUCCAGGCUGUCAACACGGUGGAGCAGGCUAGAGGUGCGUAUCCAUGGUCCAACCUGGUUGCAAUCUUAGAGGAGCGCAAUGGGGCUGACACAGAGCUGCUGGUGUUUGCGAUGACACUUAUCAACAAGACGCUGGCGGCCCUCCCGGACCAGGACUCGUUCUACGAUGUGACAGACUGCCUGGAGCAGCAGGGGAUGGAGUGCAUUGUGCAGCGCCACAUGCACAACAAAGGCCUGGAUCCUGACGUGAAGCAGCAGUUUACAAUCUACGAAAGCUCGCUCAGACACGAAGACGGAGUGGAAGAGCUGCCGCCGGGGGCGCGCAAGGAGCGGCGGAAAACAGAUGAGAACCGGCGGGGCCGGCGCUCCCUGGGUGGCAACGUAGAUGCUGGAGCCGGUGCAAGCUCCCCAAGCCCAGCCGUGGAGGACAACAAGCUGCCUGAGCCCUCCAGCCCUCCAAGGGAACCCACUGCCGAGACAGGGACGGAGAGCGGCCCAGCUCCGCCCUGCUUCGAGAGUGUUUACAACAGCACAUCCAACGUGCGGCUCUCUGCGCCGGCCUCCCCGGAGGAGAGGGAGCACCCCAGCCUGGGGGAGAGGAGCGUUUUCAAAGCUCGCUUCUUGGAAAACCUGGCUUCAUCCCAAAAGGAGAAGCUGUCUGCGAUGUCCAAGGGGCGGCUUGACAUCCUCGCUGAAGCCAUUCCAGGGGGCGGCCAGCUCAGCCCAGAGCCACCCCCAGCAGCCUCUGCCCAGCGCCACCGAGCGGCUGGGGACCAGCCGAGCCAGGCAGAGCUGCAAGGCAGUCAGGACCUGGAGAACGCCAGGCCCCGUGGCAAGGCCCCUGACGGGCAGGUCUCUGGCGCCCGGACCCGGCUCCCGCGCACCCAGUCCAGCGUCGAGGCAGAAGCCAAUGCUCAGAACGUGGAGCGGGCCCUCCUGACCCCGUUUAAAAAGGACUUUGAGUUCAUGUGGGAUCGUCUGGAGGCCGGCCCCAUGCUGCUGAAGAUCAAAGACCUGGACUUCUCAGACCUGGGUGAAGAGGAAGAUUUUGAUGCCUUAGAGCAAGGGGCAGUAGGAAAUGACUCUUUCCAUGUGCCUCCUCCACCACCUCCUGGCACUGGGGCACUGACUGCAGGAGGCCUCCUGGCUCCCCCACCACCACCACCCCCACCUCCUAGCUGUCCCCCACCCCCCGGCUGUCCUCCGCCCCCACCACCCCCUGUUCCUGGCUGCCCACCCCCUCCUGCGUUGCUGGGCCCCCCUGCGCCAGAUGGCCGUUCCCCUGCCAAGAAGAAGAAGACGGUGAAGCUCUUCUGGAAGGAGCUGAAACACCCCAGUUCCCGUGCUGGGGCUGGCCGGUUUGGCCGGAGCACCGUGUGGGCGUCCCUGGAGAGAGUGGAGAUUGACGCGGCCAAGCUGGAGCAUCUCUUUGAGUCCAGAGCGAAGGAAGUGCUGAGUUCCAAGAAAGCUGCUGACGGGAAGAAGUGCACGGUGAUCCUCGACCCCAAGAGGAGCAAUGCCAUUAACAUCGGCCUGACGGUGCUGCCGCCCGCUCACAUCAUCAAGACGGCCAUUCUCAACUUCGACGAGUUCGCCAUUAACAAAGAAGGGAUUGAGAAAAUCCUGACCAUGGUUCCCACCGACGAAGAGAAGCAGAAGAUCCAGGAGGCGCAGCUCGCCAAUCCCGACGUCCCCCUGGGCUCAGCCGAGCAGUUCCUGCUCACCCUCUCCUCCAUUAGCGAGCUCACGGCUCGGCUCCAGCUGUGGGCGUUCAAGCUGGACUAUGAGAGCAUGGAGCAGGAGAUCGCGGAGCCUCUGUUUGACCUGAAAUUGGGGAUGGAACAGCUGGCCAAAAACCAGACCUUCAGGUGUAUCCUGGCUACUCUGCUGGCCAUGGGGAACGUCCUCAACGGCUCCCAGAGCCGGGGCUUCGAGCUCAGUUACCUGGAGAAGGUCUCGGAGGUGAAGGACACCGUGCACCGGCAGUCUCUGCUGCACCACCUGUGCCACGCGGUGGUGGAGAGGUUCCCCCAAACCAGCGACCUCUACUCGGAGAUCGCAGCCAUCACCCGCUCAGCCAAGGUUGACUUUGACGAGCUGGCGGAAAGCCUGAGCCAGCUGGAGCGACGGUGCAAAGCAUCAUGGGACAGCCUGAAGGCCAUCGCCAAGCACGAGACCAAACCGGGCCUGAAGAGCAAGCUGAUGGACUUCCUGAAGGACAGCUCCCGGAAGAUCCACGUUCUGAAGGUGGUGCACAGACGCAUACUCCACAGGUUCCGCUCCUUCCUGCUGUUCCUGGGCUACCCGCCGGCGGCCGCGCGGGACAUGAAGGUGACGGGGUUCUGCCGGCUCCUGCGGGAGUUCGCCCUGGAGUACCGCACGUGCCGAGAGCGCGUCCUGCAGCAGCAGCGCAAACGGGCCGCGCACCGCGAGAGGAACAAGACCCGGGGCCGGAUGAUCACGGAGAUGGAGAGAUUCUCCGGCAUGGCCGACAGCCCUGAGGCAAACCCCUCUCCAGCCACGGGGUCGGCCUGCCCAGAGCAGCAGGCGGAUGCAGGCCACGAGACCAUGAAGAGUGUGUUGAGCUCGGCUGUGGAGCCCCACAGCCGGCGCAGCAGGGCCAGCCGAGGCGUGGGUCGGUCAAGCCCCUCCAGCGGCUCCGUGCCCCAGGACGACAGCUCCGGCUCCCCGGCCGACGCCUCGGAUGAAAUUAUGGAUCGCCUUGUGCAGUCCGUCACCCACAGCGCCGGCCCGCGGCCGGGCGCUGCCAAGGAGCGCAAGAGGUCACGUGUCAGCAGGAAGUCCAUGCGGCGGACUCUGAAGAGCGGCCUGAGCGAUGACGUGGUGCAGGCCCUGGGCCUGGCGCAAGCUCCUGGCGUGCAAGUGUGACGGUUGCCGUGGCCAGCGGAGCCGCUGCGGAAGGAGCCUGCCUAGAGCCCGCGAUGCCCCACUCCCCGGACCUAGCGGGGCCGUGAACGUGCUGAGCGGGAGCCCGGCCGGCCCAGCCCCGCGCUCUGCGGCCUGGAGGAAGGCAGUCGCUGGGCAGGGCCGGUGCUUGGGGAGCACCGAGCCUCUGC
Terrapene triunguis (Three-toed box turtle) is the source of this 3806-nucleotide messenger RNA. RefSeq names its product FH1/FH2 domain-containing protein 1. Lineage: Eukaryota; Metazoa; Chordata; Testudines; Emydidae. Gene Ontology annotation, cellular component: cytoskeleton; cytoplasm. The record is from RefSeq and is a predicted model, not a curated record. Bases 34 to 3618 code for a protein of 1194 amino acids. Gene Ontology annotation, molecular function: actin filament binding. Gene Ontology annotation, biological process: actin filament network formation; cortical actin cytoskeleton organization. The transcript is spliced from 22 exons.